AUGCUCACUUUCAGCAUGCGUUUCUCGCUCAGAAUCAAACGAGAUAAACGGGACCAGAAGGAGGAAAAAGCACUUUCUUCGUCAACACCGACUGCCUCAUCAAUCCAUUUGCACAUAGAUGGCGUUGAAGAGCUAUAUCGCAGUCCAGACCCAGUAGCGUUCGACAUUUGCUUUAUUCACGGCUUGACUGGAGAUCGACGAACAAACUGGACUUCGGAUGGCCAGUCGGCUCCCUGGCCAGAGUCCCUUCUCCCUUUAGAUCUCAGUGGAGCCCGUAUUCUGACCUAUGGGUAUGACGCUUACAUCAUUCGAAGCUCUGUAGCCUCUUUUAAUCGACUGAUUGGUCAUGCAACGAACCUCCUCAAUGAUUUGACGACAGACAGAACCUUGUGUGGCGCUACAGGAAGACCUCUGGUCUUCAUCGCACAUAGUCUUGGGGGACUCGUAUGCAAGAAGGCGAUACUUUUGUCUCGAAACAAUGUCGAGCCACAUCUUCGUGACAUUUUUGAUUCUGUCAAAGGAAUCAUAUUCAUGGGCACGCCGCACAAGGGGUCUUGGAUAGCCAACUGGGCUAAGAUACCCGUCAAUACUCUUGGAAUCAUGAAAUCGGUCAACAAGUCAUUGCUGGAGGUGCUGUCGACAGAAAAUCAGCUUCUGGAGUCCAUUCAGCUCGAGUUCUGGGCAAUGAUACGCGAAUUGCAAAGAGCUGGGAGGGCCAUCGAAGUGACAUUGUUUUUCGAAGAGUUGCCUCUGACUGGACCUGGGCUCGUUGUGUCCAAGGAAUCGGCAACUCUGGAGGGGUAUAACUCCAUGAGCAUCCACGCCAAUCAUCGUGAUAUGGUGAAGUUUGGCUCCGCAGACGAUAACGGAUAUAAAAGGCUGCUCGGUGAACUUCGAAGGUGGAACCCGCACAACCAGUAUGUUGGAGAACUUCACCUUACACCAUAG
Molecule: messenger RNA, 948 nt
Organism: Penicillium odoratum
Lineage: Eukaryota; Fungi; Ascomycota; Eurotiomycetes; Eurotiales; Aspergillaceae
Product: esterase/lipase family protein
Exons: 1
Coding region: 1-948 (315 amino acids)
Source: RefSeq, a predicted model, not a curated record